Arachis ipaensis is the source of this 423-nucleotide messenger RNA. Lineage: Eukaryota; Viridiplantae; Streptophyta; Magnoliopsida; Fabales; Fabaceae. The record is from RefSeq and is a predicted model, not a curated record.
AUGGAGAAGCUCAAAGGAAUUAGCCAAGGCAUGCCAUGUAUCCAUGCAGUUACAGCAAUAAGGAAGAGGCAUGAUCAUCCAGAGGAAUAUGUGCAUCCAUGGUUAUGCAUGGAGUCAAUCCAUAAUACAUAUGCACAUUGUAUUCAACCUGUGCCAAGUCAGGAGUUUUGGACAAGAAGUGAGUAUUCAAGGCCAGAUCCUCCCAUCAUAAAGAGACCAAUAGGCAGGUCAAAGGUGCACAACAGACAGAAGGAUCUGGAUGAACCACUGAUGCAGCAAGGUGACAAGUUGAAGAGAUCAUUUAAAGUCACUUGUAGUAAAUGUUGUGCAGCGGGAUAUAAUUAUAAGACAUGCAAGGGUGCUCCAUCUGACCCCAACUGGAAACCUAAGACCAAGAAGUCUAAGAAAGGUGGCACAAGUUAA